Molecule: messenger RNA, 1903 nt
Organism: Dendronephthya gigantea
Lineage: Eukaryota; Metazoa; Cnidaria; Anthozoa; Malacalcyonacea; Nephtheidae
Product: gastric triacylglycerol lipase-like
Exons: 7
Coding region: 100-1371 (423 amino acids)
Biological process (GO): lipid metabolic process
Molecular function (GO): hydrolase activity, acting on ester bonds
Source: RefSeq, a predicted model, not a curated record
GAAGACAAACCAACAACAUACGGCCGGACUAUUACACAACACUGGAUAAUUGGAAUAUCAACAUCAUAGUAAUCAUACGUGAUUAUUCCAGACACCAACAUGCAUUUUAUACAUUUCGUUUUAAUUUUUUGUGCGUUACAGCGAACUUCUAAUGGAUUUUUCCUUGAGAUUGAGAAGUCGUUCGACUUGAGCAAGUUUCGAGGCCCAGUGCCAAAAGAUAAGGAUGUUUACCGAAAUGUGAGCCAGUUAAUAAAAUCAAAUGGUUAUCCGUGUGAGGAGCAUUUUGUCGAAACCGAAGACAACUUCAUACUAAAUAUACAACGCAUUCCGCAUGGGCGGAAUGAGAACAACAGCAGAACGGAGUCGAAACCAAUUGUUUUCUUACAACAUGGUUUGCUUGCCGACAGUGCUUGUUGGGUUUUCAACUUUCCUGAUGACAGCCUUGCAUACAUCUUGGCAGAUAAUGGAUUCGAUGUUUGGCUUGGAAAUUCGCGAGGGAACAGAUACGCGAGGCGAAAUACACACUUAUCCCCUGAAUGCCUGAAGUUUUGGAAAUGGUCCUUUGAUGAUCUUGCAAAAUACGACUUGCCUGCGACAGUGGAUUAUAUUCGUAGCACGACAAAGCAGGACAAACUCGUCUAUAUUGGUCAUUCACAAGGAACAUUGAUAGCAUUUGCAGCAUUUUCCACGAACCCUGAAUUGGCAAAGAAGAUAAAGCUGUUCGUUGCGUUAGCGCCUAUUGCCACUAUUGGUAAUAUCAAUGUUCCCUUUCUCAGAACACUGGCUGAAGUCGUCACAGUUAUUGAUGCAGUAGCACCACUAAUUGAUGCCCCAUUUUUCCCGGGAGACAUAUGGCGAACCCAGUUUGUUGAAAAAGGAUUUUGUAACGGUCUCACAGAGGAGAAAUUGUGUUAUCAAGUCGCAAAAUUUGUCGUCGGUGAUGAUCCGACAAAUGUGAAUUACAGUCGUAUUCCAGUAUUUCUUAACAAUUUCCCAUCAGGAACCUCUCUAAGAAACAUGGUUCAUUUUGCUCAGUUGCUUCUGUCAGGAAAAUGUCAAAUGUUUGACUAUGGUAUAAUUGAAAACUAUUUUCAUUACGGUCAGGCAAAACCGCCACAAUACAAUGUAAGCAAAAUCACCGUGCCUAUUGCGGUCUUCUCGGGAAGUCACGACACUCUCUCGGAUCCAGCCGACGUCAAACUACUACUUCCAAGACUGAAAUCUCUGGUCUACAAUAAGUACCUGGAGGAAUUCAACCAUGUUGACUUCGUUAUGGGUUUGAACGCGAAUGUCGUAUUAUACCCAUACGUUGUCGAAUUGGCAAAGAAGUAUUCGAGCUUAGAAAAUGGCCGUAAUAUAACUAUAAUCUGAAAAUCAUAGAUUAUAAAACCGACGAUUUUGGCAGGAUAUUAGGGCACAUAAUCAAAACAAUAUCAAUUUCGUAUCAAACCAUUUAUGUCAGAUAUCUGUUUUAUGAUUUCAUGGAAUUUUAUGUACGGGAUCUAUUGUCUAUUGGUUAAGACAGCUAUGUUCGGACUAUAAACUGAGACUCGGGCGAAUUUUCCCGCAAUGUGGUAAAAAUAAGGUCAGGUCAGGUAAAUUUUCUGUGCAAUAUGGAAUUAUGUAAUACAAUGAAAUAAAUGACAGGAUUGUGUAUAGAAAAGCUGAAAAAUUGCAUGAACAGGAAUCAGGAUACGAGUUAAAUCCGAGCGAAUUAAUUCAGUGUAUAAGCAAUGUGAGUUUGAUCUGCGUACAAUGUUUCGUGAAGACAUCUUGUAAGACAUCGUUCCAAUUAUGUCAAUGAUUGUAGGCAUGAAGUGAUGCGAGGAUGAAAGCGACCUUAAGAUGACAGAGAAUGCCUGGAAUAUCGCUUUUCAUAGACCAAUUCAAUGUUAAAUAAAGA